This is a messenger RNA of Moesziomyces aphidis, 621 nucleotides long. NCBI's taxonomy places the organism in Eukaryota, Fungi, Basidiomycota, Ustilaginomycetes, Ustilaginales, Ustilaginaceae. The record is from the annotation of a GenBank genome assembly.
AUGCCGCCCACGAUCAGCCAUGUGGCGGCUUACUCUCCCAAUGAAUACAUCCAGACCGCUCUGACGGGCAACAAGGUGUCGAGAAAGGCAACCAUUCUGGGAUCGCAAAACAUCAUCCUGGGAGGCAAAUGCAUCAUCCAGCACGGAGCCAUCAUUCGAGGCGACUUGCGUCGAAUUGUCGCCUCCUCGACCUCAAGCUCCACCGGCUCUGGGCAGCAGACGCAGUCGGUAGCGAUCUUCAUCGGGCGGUAUUGCCUGUUGGCUGAAUCGAGCGUCAUCCGACCUCCAUACAAGACGUAUAAAGGUGUCUUUUCGUAUUAUCCGAUGAAGGUGGGCGAUCAUGUGUCGGUGGGGGCCAACACGGUGCUCGAGGCGGCUUCGGUGGGCUCGCACGUCGAGAUCGGCGCCAAUUGUAUCGUCGGACGCUUUGUGAUCAUCAAGGACUGCGCGAGGAUUCUGGACGGCAGUGUGGUGGCGCCGAAUACGGUGGUGCCGUCGUUUUCCAUCUUUGCAGGCAGUCCGGCAACGCAGAUCGGCGAGCUCCCCGAGACGUUCUCCGAGAGCUGCGAGGCCAAGAUGAAGGACUUCUACCAGCGCUUCCGGCCUACUAGCGAGAGGUGA